AUGCCACGUGAAAUACGUAACGACGCCAAAUAUGUGCUUCGUCGCUCGCCCAGAGCAGGCCUCUACUGGGGACACUUCCGCUCCCCGGGAGACGUGAGCGGAUUCCUAAUUGGCGCCCGGUAUACCGUGGCCUCCCCCGCCCCCCUGCCGUCGAAGUGGGCGAGUCCUCGACGUGCCCCGGAACGGCGCGCCGCAGGCCUACCG
Molecule: messenger RNA, 204 nt
Organism: Iphiclides podalirius (scarce swallowtail)
Lineage: Eukaryota; Metazoa; Arthropoda; Insecta; Lepidoptera; Papilionidae
Source: the annotation of a GenBank genome assembly